CUCAAUCCCUCCUUCCCAGUCAUCUGUCUCUCUGCUCCUGGAGCUCAUACAAACCUGAUUACUUAUAAGAUGCUAUCACUACUCUGCCAAUCCCUCCUGGUCUUCCUAGCGCAGCAGUAUCUCUGCAGGGCUCAGAACCACCAUGGGCAGCUGCUGGCUCCGCGGGAGAGCAGGGCUGUUGUUGAGAGACGGCAGUUCUGCCACUGGCCCUGUAAGUGCCGGGCCAAGCCUCAAUGCGCUCCGGGGGUCAGCUCCGUGCUGGACGGGUGCGGCUGCUGCAAGAGCUGCGCCCGUCAGGUCGGGGACGCGUGUAACGAGAGGGACGUCUGUGACCCACACAAGAGCAUGUACUGCGACUUCUCGGCAGACAAGCCCCGCUUCGAGGUCGGAGUCUGCGCCUACAUGAUGGCUGUGGGUUGUGACCUGAAUGGAGCUCACUACGACAAUGGCCAGGCCUUCCAGCCCAGCCCCUUGUACAAGUGCACAUGCAUCGCAGGAGCCAUCGGCUGCACCCCUGCCUUCGUCCAGAAACCCGCUGGGCUCCAAGGCCCCGCUCCCCUGAUGGGCAGCAUGCCGACUGGGCUCCGCAGCUCCCAGGACCCCAGGAAGAACCAGCAGGAUACAAGCUACAUAGCCAUGCCAGCUUACAGGGAUCCUCCUUUAGCCUGGAAGAAGAACUGCCUGAUCCAGACCACUCCAUGGAGCCCCUGCUCCAAGACCUGCGGCCUGGGCAUCUCGAUCCGCGUCAACAACGACAACGGCAAGUGUGAGAUGAGGAAGGACCGGCGUCUGUGUCUGCUGCGGCCGUGCCAGCAGAGCCAGCUGAAGGCCAUGAAGGGGAAGAUUCCAAAAGGUAAGACGUGUCGGCCCAAGUUCCAGGCUAAGAAAGCAGAGAAGCUGACUCUGUCUGGCUGCACCAGCAUCAGGAAGUACCGCCCCACCUACUGUGGCGUCUGCAAAGACAAGCGUUGCUGCGUCCCCAAUAAGGCCAGCAUGGUGACAGUCAGCUUCAGCUGCAAAGGGGGCACCAACGUUCGCUGGAAGAUGCAGUGGAUCACUUCCUGUGUGUGCCAGAAGAAAUGCAACGACCCAGAGGACAUGUUCUCAGAGCUGCGGUUCCUCUAGAACUCUCCGGGCUUGAUCGAUGCUUGAUCCAAGCCUUAAGUAGACUAACCUGGGCCUGGCCUCAGGACCCCGGCGUCAGUAAUGGAGGUCUGGAGAACUGGACCCGAGGCGUGGUUUGGUUGUCCUCCUGAAUUAUGCCAGUGUUCUCAGGCUGACAGUGUUCCAAGAUGGAAAGUACAAAAAAAACAUAGAACCUCAACGAAGUGUGUGCACAGAAAGAUAAUUAGGGAAGUGGAGUUAAG
Osmerus eperlanus (European smelt) is the source of this 1367-nucleotide messenger RNA. It is a transcript of the gene ccn6, whose product is annotated as cellular communication network factor 6. Gene Ontology annotation, cellular component: extracellular matrix; extracellular region. The record is from RefSeq and is a predicted model, not a curated record. The transcript has 5 exons. Bases 70 to 1125 code for a protein of 351 amino acids. Gene Ontology annotation, biological process: signal transduction; cell adhesion. Gene Ontology annotation, molecular function: heparin binding; integrin binding. NCBI's taxonomy places the organism in Eukaryota, Metazoa, Chordata, Actinopteri, Osmeriformes, Osmeridae.